Molecule: messenger RNA, 2084 nt
Organism: Pelmatolapia mariae (spotted tilapia)
Lineage: Eukaryota; Metazoa; Chordata; Actinopteri; Cichliformes; Cichlidae
Product: nuclear factor 7, brain-like
Exons: 1
Coding region: 258-1649 (463 amino acids)
Biological process (GO): protein ubiquitination
Cellular component (GO): cytoplasm
Molecular function (GO): ubiquitin protein ligase activity; zinc ion binding; protein binding
Source: RefSeq, a predicted model, not a curated record
AGUAAAGAGAGACGCACAGACGAUCAGACUGAGUUCAGACCAAACUAGCAGCUUCCUCUGAGUGAGUCCAGCUACAGGAGAGAAAAGUGGAAAACUCCAACACUGCUGCUUCAAGCUGCUGACGCUCCACACACUGAAUGUGAGUUUGAGCAAAAACACGACUCAAAGGAAGUUUCAGUGAAGGUAGUAGAGGAGGGAGGGGAGCCAGGACUGACUGUACUUCCUGUCUGCUGUUUUCAGCUUCACUCACAGACUCAAUGGCUUCCAGAUCAGAGGAGGAUCUCUGCUGUCCGGUCUGUCAGGAGGUCUUCAGAGAUCCUGUUCUUCUGUCAUGUAGCCACAGCUUCUGUAAAGACUGUCUGAAGAGAUGGUGGAGAGAGAGACCAACACACGAGUGUCCAGUUUGUAAGAGAAGAUCUUCAAAGCAAGAACCACCUUUAAGUCUGGCUUUAAAGAACCUGUGUGAGUCGUUCUUACAGGAGAGAGAUCAGAGAGCUUCAGAGGCUCUCUGCAGUCUGCACUCUGAGAAACUCAAACUCUUCUGUCUGGACCAUCAGCAGCCAGUGUGUGUCGUCUGCAGAGACUCAGAAAAACACACCAAUCACAGAUUCAGACCCAUCGAUGAAGCUGCACAACAACACAAGAAGGAACUUCAGGAAACUCUGGAACCCUUAAAGAAGAAGUUAAAGGUUUGUGAAGAAGUUCAAGUGAAGUUUGAUCAAACAGCAGAACACAUUAAGGUCCAGGCCCGACACACAGAGAGGCAGAUUAAGGAGCAGUUUAAGAAGCUUCACCAAUUUCUAGCAGAGGAAGAGGAGGCCAGGCUGGCUGCACUGAGGGAGGAAGAGGAGCAGAAGAGUGGGAUGAUGAAGGAGAAGAUGGAGGCUCUGAGCAGAGAGAUAGCAGCUCUUUCAGACACAGUCAGAGCCACAGAGGAGGAGCUGAGAGCUGAAGACGUCUCAUUCCUGCACAACUACAAGGCUGCAGUGGAAAGAGUCCAGCGCUGCCCCCUGCUGGAUGAUCCACAGCUGCCCUCAGGAGCUCUGAUAGACCAGGCCAAACACCUGGGCAACCUGACCUUCAACAUCUGGAACAACAUGAAGGACAUGGUCUCCUACACUCCUCUCAUUCUGGACCCAAACACUGCUCAUCCAAACCUCAUCCUGUCUGAAGAUCUGACCAGUGUGAGAGGAGGAAAGACGCAGCAGCUUCCUGAUAAUCCAGAGAGGAUUGCUUAUUACUGGUCUGUCCUGGGCUCUGAGGGCUUUAACUCAGGGACUCACAGCUGGGAUGUUGAUGUUGGAGACAGUACAGUGUGGGGACUGGGUGUGUUAGCAGAGUCUGUGCAGAGGAAGGGAAACAUACGGUCUGGAUUAUGGAGAAUAAGAUUCUCUCAAGGUAAAUACUACAAACAAUCACCAUCAGCUCCUUUUGAAACUGUUCUCUCAGUAGAGAAGAAGCUCCAGAGGAUCAGAGUGAAUCUGGACUGGAACAGAGGAAAGCUGUCGUUCUCUGAUCCUGAUACUAACACACACAUACACACCUUCACACACACUUUCACUCACAGGAUGUUUCCAUUCAUUUUCACUGGUCGUAAAGUGAAGGUGUGUCCAUUGAAGGUGUCAGUGUCAGUGGAGCAGAUGAGUUGAGGAUGAUGAUGUUUCUAAUGUUGUUUCCUGUCAGUGAAUUGAAGCUGUUAAACUGCAGCUGUCCUCCUGCUGCCUCGUUGUUCCAAAGCUCUUUGUUUCUCUUUUAGUUCUCACUGUUUCUUUCUGUUUCUGCUGUCCACCUUUUCACAUGGAAAAUCAUUUCACUGUUUCUCACUGAAUGACUCCCCAAACUAGAUUUGAAAUUCUAUCAAGUUUCUAAUCAUUACAAGUGAUUCAUGUUUCUAUUUGAUGUGUGUAAAUGGAGAUGAUUUAGUUUGCUGGGAUAUGGACUGACAUGUGUUGAAUGGGAGGAGCAGUUUGUUGUUGUCUUCUUGUCUGUUUAUGACAACAAUAAAUAUAUUGUUGAAACAAUGAUUCAUGUUUAACUCCAUAUAUGAAAUGUUUCUGAUCUUUGAAUUCUGUUUGAUUAAAGAC